This is a messenger RNA of Synchiropus splendidus (mandarinfish), 3310 nucleotides long. Its product is annotated as fibroblast growth factor 4B-like. The transcript has 3 exons. The record is from RefSeq and is a predicted model, not a curated record. Bases 346 to 945 code for a protein of 199 amino acids. NCBI's taxonomy places the organism in Eukaryota, Metazoa, Chordata, Actinopteri, Syngnathiformes, Callionymidae. Gene Ontology annotation, cellular component: cytoplasm. Gene Ontology annotation, molecular function: fibroblast growth factor receptor binding; growth factor activity. Gene Ontology annotation, biological process: positive regulation of gene expression; regulation of cell migration; fibroblast growth factor receptor signaling pathway.
GCACCCCCCAUCACUCUGACCAGUGCUGCCGCCGCUGCCGCCGCUGGACUCCCUCCUCUCCCUCCUCUCCCACCUGGGGGGUGUCGCAGCAGUGAAGUCACAGUGAUGUCACGCUAGGAUGGGAGCGCGCGGGCCAAGGUGAGCUGCUUCUGCGCUGAAGAGGUGUCCGAGCGCGAAAGAUGGUCAUCGCCAGCGGCCCCACUUGCAGCUCGCUCCGUCCCUCUCCUCCUGCUGUCUGCCCGGGCCGCGGGGCCUCGACCCUCCUGCCCCACCAUGCCAAAGGACUAACCCGAAGAAGAGUUGUGUUUUCUGGGCAGGUGACUCUGCGCCCCGCACGAAUCUUGGAUGGCCGCGGCGCGAAGCAUGUCGGGGUGCCGGACGGCGGCGCUGGUGCUGUGGACCUGCCUGCUCGGGCUCGGGCUCGCCUCGGCCGCCCCGCUCCCCGGCAGGACUAACGGGACUGUGCUGGAGCGCAAGUGGGAGACGCUCUUCUCCCGCUCCUAUCUGGGGCUCUCCGGCGGCCGCUCGGAGCUCAGCUGGGAAAGUGACUAUUUGCAGGGUAUCAAGCGAGUGCGGCGGCUCUACUGCAACGUGGGCAUCGGGUUUCACCUGCAGGUGGCCCCGGGUGGCAGGAUCGGCGGCUCGCACAGUGAGAACCAAUACAGUCUGAUCGAGAUCUCCACCGUGGAGCGAGGAGUCAUCAGCCUGUUCGGGGUGAGGAGCGAGAUGUUUGUCGCAAUGAACCGCAGGGGGAGGUUGUACGGGACGAGGGUCUUCAACGACGAGUGCAAGUUCAAGGAGAAGCUGCUGCCCAACAACUACAACGCCUACGAGUCUUUUGUUUACAAGGGCUUCUACAUCGCCCUCAGCAAGCAUGGCCGCGUGAAGAGGGGCAACAGAGCCUCCCCCGCCAUGACCGUCACUCACUUCCUCCCCAGACUUUGAGGCAAUAAUCUUCAUUUGCACACGUGAAUGUUCUUCCAGGUAACGCCGCCCCCGGACUGCGAGAGGGAGAGAUAUUUAUUCUGUUUAUAUCUGAUAUCUGUAUAUUUGGAGAGCUAUCUUUGUACGUGUCCUGUGCUGCUUGUGACUGGAAUGGUGCGAGCUGCUGUCACGGAGGACGCGAGGACGAGCUUUAUUCUCAGCUUUACAGAGUGAAACCAACCCUUUUGAUUACCUCAAACCACUUCACGAGCUGUCGGGGUGCAUGGCUGGCGUCGCUGCUCUUUCCUCAUUUCUUGAAAAGAACUGAAGCCUGUCGGACAGAGGCAGGAAAACACGGACUCCAAUGCACUACCUUUUGCUGCACGAUUGAAAGGUGCCUUCCCACUCGUGGCCCCCUUUAACUUGCAUGUAAGAGACACCCGCCGGAGUCAGAAAUAGAGAGGGCCUCCGAGGGGGGGCCGAAUAUCUGGUUUAUUUUCUUUACUUUAAUUAGAUCGAUUAAGUCAUUUACAAUCUGCGCUGGAGACCCGAGAGGGCGCGCUCGCCUCGGAGCUGGGGAGGUUCUGGUGCUGCUCCGUCGGCGACAUGUGUGUGUGCGUGUGAGAGAGAGCCCUGCAGCUGCACUGCAGUGGCGGCCAUGACACUUACCAGUCAGUCAUGUGACCAGAGGGAGUCAAGGACAGUGCAGUUCAGGAUGAAGCCACCACUUCCUCUGGGUCCUGGUGGUGGGUCGCUCCCCGCAGUUCUCCAGGUCCGGAGGCAAGUUCCCAGAGGCAGUAUGCUGGUGCAGAUAGGGUCAGGUCAGCUGAUAUGUGCUUCCCUCCGUUUCAUGCUCUGCAGGCCUCCAAGUCAGUCACUGGAGCAGAGCUGAAGCGCUGGAUUUCCCCGCUCCCGGAUCCAGAACCUAAACCCCUCUGAGCAGGCUCUGAGCUGAUGAUAGAUCUGAUGUGAUUGGUCCCCUGAUGGGUCUGGACUCAUGCCAGGAUCAUGAGAGACGCUGUGGUGAGGAGGAAAACCACUAAGUUGCUCAGCAGAGCAACACUGUCAUGGCUGAUUCAUCGCAGUGAGGAUGUAGGUGAACUGGAGUUCUGGUCUCAGGUGUCAGAUGGACCUGAUUCUGGGUCACUGGAGUCUCUCUGACCCUGAGGCCCAGGAGAGGUGGUGUAGGUCUUGUCUCUGAAUGAGACCAGAAAGCUUUCCCUGCAGAUUUCCGCCGACCCUGCGGUCAGUUGCUAGCGUCGAUGCUUUGGAACUUGGGCAGAGUUGGACGUGCUUCCCGAUCUCUGAGCUUAGUGCCGGGGUGGCGGCCUCUCCUGAGGCGAAGGUUCGAGACGCUGAAUGUUUCUGUGGGGGCAGCUGUCGGCGUGCACUAUUUUAGCCGGAGCCCGGCGUGCGCCAUGAAGCUCCUGUCUUUGGUAGUUUGUUUGGAGGAAUGUGGAUCUGUCAGGAUGACAAGCAUCCUUCCACAUACCUGAGCUGCAUCCCGGCCCACGCCGCCGGAACCCACCGGCUCCUUUUUUAGUACAAGGUCAGAGUCGUCCUGGACGGUGGGACGGAGCCCAGACGCGGGCGGCGCUGCGGCGGCGGCAGCUAGAGCUGGAAGCCUUUUUUGCUCCACCUCCAUGUUAGUGAGAUGAAAUCUAGUUCAUGUUGGAGCGACAGCUGCGGCUCCCCUCACUUCUGCUGAGUCAUCGCUUGGAGCUCACGGUUCAUUGUUGCUCAUGACGUCGCUCUGAUCCUGGACCUGCUCAGUCUCCUCUGUUUGGAAGUCAAACAUUGUCUUUCAGGGCCAGACUAUGCUCUGCAAGCUUCCCUGGGGGUCACUGAAGGUCGCCAACUCAAUGUCACACUGUCAGAGGUCGCCUCAGUUUUCCGUUUCGCCCCGUAACAUCUGGUUGACUUGGCAGCUGUGCGAGGAUGUUCGCGUGUGUUUGUCCAUGUGGCAACCUCUCCGGAGCUCCAGCUCUCCUCAGAUGCUCCUCCACAUCCCUCGCCCGCUUGUGUCCAGACUAAGUAGCACCUUACACUUCCUCACCAGGAGAAAAAAAACAAAGUGAAGGAAAAGAAUUCAACCUGUCUUUGACCAAAACUGUUCGUGCACACUUGUCCUUCCAGAUCAGAUGGAAGAGUUUCUGGAGGUGAGCCACAGGGCGAUCCAUCAGCAUGAGCGGGUCCCAGGUUCUGGUUCUCUCAUCUCUGUCCUCAUAUACCUCACCUGCUGCCUUAGACUUUCAUUUGCUGUAACUGUAGAGGAAACACUCGUCUCAGACAGGAGAGGCUAUUUUCCCUUUUAUUUUUGUACGUAUGUGCUGUGCACAGCAGACUGGAGUCAUGAGAUGAUGAUAAUAAAGGUGUUUUUUUAACA